Messenger RNA from Carassius auratus (goldfish), 4258 nucleotides. RefSeq names its product RAD50 homolog, double strand break repair protein. Lineage: Eukaryota; Metazoa; Chordata; Actinopteri; Cypriniformes; Cyprinidae. Gene Ontology annotation, biological process: double-strand break repair; chromosome organization involved in meiotic cell cycle; telomere maintenance via telomerase. The transcript is spliced from 26 exons. Bases 129 to 4067 code for a protein of 1312 amino acids. Gene Ontology annotation, molecular function: double-stranded telomeric DNA binding; ATP hydrolysis activity; G-quadruplex DNA binding. Gene Ontology annotation, cellular component: nucleus; Mre11 complex; condensed nuclear chromosome. The record is from RefSeq and is a predicted model, not a curated record.
ACGGUGAGUUGAAUGCGGAAGCACGUCACUGCGCCGACGCGGGAAACCCACGAGUGCGUGGAGUCAAAACAAACCCAAGAGAUUGAACUACUCGUUUGCUGAUAUUUAAGUCGAAGAACGGGUCCGAAAUGUCUAAGAUCGAAAAGAUGAGUAUCCUGGGAGUAAGGAGUUUUGGAGUUGAGGAUAAAGACAAACAAGUGAUCACCUUCUUCAGCCCUCUGACGGUCCUUGUGGGACCUAACGGAGCUGGAAAAACGACCAUCAUUGAAUGCCUCAAGUACAUCACUUCAGGAGACUUUCCACCAGGAAGUAAAGGAAGCACAUUUGUCCAUGAUCCCAAAGAUGCCCAUGAGACGGAUGUACGGGCACAGAUCAGACUCCAGUUUAGAGAUGUGAAUGGCGAUCCUGUGGCUGUCCAGAGGUCUAUGCAAAGCACACAGAAGGGCAAGAAAACAGAGUUCAAAACCCUUGAGGGAGUCAUCACAAGAUUCAAGCACGGAGAGAAAGUGGGCCUGAGCUCCAAGUGUGCUGAAAUGGACCGUGAGAUGAUCUCGGCACUGGGCGUCUCCAAGGCUGUUAUCAACCAUGUCAUCUUCUGCCACCAAGAGGAGUCCAACUGGCCUCUGAGUGAAGGAAAAGCCCUCAAGCAGAAGUUUGAUGACAUUUUCUCAGCCACAAGGUACAUUAAGGUACUGGAGACCCUGCGGGCACUGAGGUUGAAGCAGAGCGGCAUUGUCAAAACCUGCCAGACGGAGCUCAAGUACCUGAAACAGAACAAAGAUAAAGCCCAAGAGAUCCGAGAGCUGCUGUCCACUAAAGAGACUCAGCUGGCUUCCUCUAAAGAAAGUGUCCAACGCAUCGAGAGUCAGAUAGACCCACUGGAGAACCGAAUGUAUGACAUAGACAGUAGUCUCAGCAAAGUGAUGAAAUUGGAUAAUGACAUCAAAGCUUUGGACAGCAGGAAGAAACAAAUGGAGGAUGAUAACCGGGAACUAGAGGAAAAGAUGGAACAGGUAUUCCAGGGCACAGACGAUCAGCUGCAGGACAUGUAUCAGAAUCACCAGAGGACUGUGAAGGAGAAGGAACGGAGACUUGUGGAGUGCCAGCGUGAUCUUGAACGUGCAGGCAGAGAGUGCCAAAGGAUGAACCGCAUCAAAUCUGACAUGCUAGUUGAGCAAGGACGUCUGCAGUUGGAGGCCGAUAGACACACACAAAACAUUAAAAAGAGGGACACCCAGGUCAAGAGUUUAGCAUCUUUCCUGGAGUUAGAGGGUUAUGACCGGACCCCUCUUAAUGAGCGACAGCUCCAGAGCUUCCACAGACAAGUCAAAGAGAGACUGGACCAGGACACAGAGGCCCUUGACCAAACGAUGCGUGAUAUGCAAGAGAAAGAGACACAGAAGCAGCAAAGCAUCGAUGAUCUCAGAGAUAAAAAGACAGGUCUAGAGAGAACCAUUGAGCUCAAGAGAGACAUACAGGCCAAGAAACAACAGGAACUGAAAAACAUCAAGUCUGACCUCCAAAGACUGGAGGGCUCCUCAAGCAGACUACAGGAGCUAGAAACUGAACUUCAGAAAGCGGAGCGUGAGCUUGAUAAUGCUGUACAGGCCUGUACGGUGGACAGUCUAAAGGCAGAGGUAGUUGAACUACAAAAGGAGAAAACCGAACUGGAUCAGGCCCAGCGCAAGCUAGACCAGGAGAUGGAAUUACUCAACACACACACCGCAACACGCACACAAAUGGACAUGCUCAAGAAGACCAAGAUGGAAAAAGAAGAACAAGUGAGGAAGAUCAAGUCGAGACAUAAUGAAGAGCUGGUGUCUCUGAUGGGACACUUCCCAAGCAAGAAAGAGCUAGAAGACUGGAUCUACUCCAAAUCCAAAGAGAUCAACUUCACCAGAGACCGGCUCAACAAAAUGAAUAAGGAGCUUGCAUCUGGAGAACAGAAGAAGUCUCAUUUGACUGCUGAAGUCAAACGUAAGGAAGAGCAGCUGGCCAGCUUUGAAGAGAGACUUUUUAAUGUGUGCGGCAGUCAGGACUUUGAGUCGGACUUGAACAAACUGGAGGAUGAGUUGGAGAAGUGCUCCAAACAGAGAGCUAUGCUGGCGGGUGCUACGGCCGUGUACAGUCAGUUCAUCAGUCAGCUGACAGAGGAGGGCGAGCCCUGCUGUCCCGUGUGUCAGCGUGUGUUCCCAUCAGAAGCAGAGCUCCAGGACGUCAUUAAUGACAUGCAGUCAAAGCUGCGACUCGUCCCAGACAAACUAAAGAACACUGAGCAUGACCUGAAGAGGAAGGAGCGCCGGCGUGAUGAAAUGAUGGAACUGAAGCCCAUCAGGCAGUCCAUAGCGGAGCUCCAGGAGAAAGAGCUGCCAGAGCUCAGAAAUAAACUCCAGCGUGUCAAUCGAGACAUUGAGAAGCUGAAAGGAGACACUGAGGAGCAAGAGACACUGCUGUGCACACUGAUGUCUGAGGAAGACACAGCCAAGGCCUGUCUGCAGGACAUAUCACUCAUGGAUCGCUAUCAGCUUGACCUGAAGGAUGUAGAAAGGAAGAUCGCUCAACAUGCAGCCAGGCUGCAGGGAGUUGACCUCAGCCGCACCAUGCAGCAGGUCAGCCAGGAGAAGCAAGAGACCCAACACCGCCUGGACACCACCUGCAGCAAGAUUGAACUGAAGAGGAAACUGAUCCAGGACCAGCAGGAGCAGAUCCAGGCCUUGAGGAGCAGUGUAAAUGAGAUUCGUGGAGAAAAGCUCCAGAUCUCCAGCAAUAUGCAGAAACGUCAACAGUUGGAGGAGCAGUGUGUGGAGUACUCCACUGAGAUCCAGACACUCCACAGAGACAUUCGAGAUGCGAAGGAGCAGGUGUCUCCUCUAGCUGCCACUCUGGAGAAGCUCCAGCAGGAGAAACAGGACCUUGCUGAGCGCAAGAGACAGAAACAGGGGGAAGGACAGGAAAAGAUAAAUGGAAUCAAAGAAAAAGUUAAAAACCUGACCCUCCUUGAGAGAGAGAUUACCAAGUACAUAGAAGAGGGGAAGGACAGCUACAAAGAGCAAAAGGAAACUGAGCUACAAGAGGUGGACAAACAACUACACGAGGCUGAAAAACAGCGAGAGAAGAUCAAUAAAGACAUUGGCAACAUCCGACAAGAUAUUGACACUCAGAAGGUUCAAGAGCGCUGGCUACAGGACAACUUGACAUUACGAAAGCGUGUGGAGGAGCUGAAAGAAGUGUCCAGGAAACGUGAAGACUUGGUUAAGGAGAUGGGCAACAUGCAAGUUCUGCAGCUGCGCAAUGAGCGGCGAGAAGUGGAACGAAAGUUGGAGGACCUAAAAAAGAACCGCAGUGUGGCACUCGGUCGACAGAAAGGCUAUGAAGACGAGAUCCUCCGUUUCCGUAAAGAGCUCAGUGAGGAUCAGUAUUGCCGGGCCGAUGAUCUCUACAGAGACCAAAUGAUUGUGAUGAGAACAACAGAGUUGGCCAAUAAGGACCUGGACAUCUACUACAAAGCCCUAGACCAAACAAUAAUGAAGUUUCACAGCAUGAAGAUGGAGGAGAUUAAUAAAAUCAUCAGAGAUUUAUGGCGGAGCACGUACAGAGGACAAGACAUUGAGUAUGUGGAGAUACGCUCUGAUGUGGAUGAGAACACCUCCGCUGGCCUGAAAAGAAGGACCUAUAACUAUAGAGUGGUAAUGGUCAAAGGAGACACUGCGUUGGACAUGCGUGGACGUUGUAGUGCUGGACAAAAGGUUCUUGCCUCUCUCAUAAUACGGUUGGCUCUGGCUGAGACCUUUUGCCUGAACUGUGGGAUUCUGGCACUGGAUGAGCCCACCACCAACCUAGACAGAGAGAAUAUAGAGUCUUUGGCACAUGCACUGGUGGAGAUAAUUAAGAGUCGUUCUCGCCAACGCAACUUCCAGCUCCUUGUUAUCACCCACGAUGAGGAUUUUGUGGAGCUCCUGGGACGAUCCAACUAUGUUGAGCAUUUCUACAGGAUCAGGAAGAACCAGGACCAGUGCUCAGAGAUCACAAAGUGUAACAUUAACACUCUUAACUCCUACCUGCACUGAUGCAUCAGAUCAGAUGAGAGAAGAAAGACUUUUAGUCUACAGAGGUGAUGGAAUCAGUUCAGUUCUUGGACGGUUGUUAAGUUUGAUUUAAACAAGGUUUAUCAGCCUCCCUGCAUCUACCAACUAAAAGUGUGUGUUGGCCUUCUUGAACACUUAGUUGACUCAUUUCAAAAAUAAAAAUUAAAAAACAA